UCUGGGCCCGCGGGGACCCUCGGCUCCAGGCCCAUGGCCACCGCGGCGGCUUCGUCUUCCCUGGCGCUCCGGGCCUGCAGCCCGGCCGCAGCCCCCAGCUCGUACGGGGUCUUCUGCAAGGGGCUCUCCCGCACCCUGCUCGCCUUCUUCGAGCUGGCCUGGCAGCUGCGCAUGAACUUCCCGUACUUCUACAUCGCGGGCUCCGUGAUCCUCAACAUCCGCCUGCAGGUACACUUCUAGUGCAGCGACUUCGCCGCUGCCAUGGCGGCACACCAUGGCGGACUCCCUGGGGGCCCGGCCCCGCGAGGUCUCGCGAGAGUGUCGGGCGCUCUCCGCGGCUGCGCACUCCUCCCUCAGCCGCACUCGCGGGCCGUCGCGUGAGCCGUCCGGGGCUGGCCGGAGGGAGUGCGUGACUUUGGUUCCGCCCGCAGACUUUGUACAGACUCACGACUGUAUUUAAGAAGCCGAACUUUCGAGAAAAAAAAUUAUGUACAACAAGCUCAAGGUUCCAGUUAAAUAAGUUUCGGGACUGUUGUUUGGAUCGGAUUGUAAGUAGACACUGAAUGAGUCAGAAGCUGAAGAUCUUAAGGAUUUGCCGUGGACGCCAGCUCUUUCUUCGUCCCACAGGAGAAAACGAUGACAGGAACUUUUAGUGAAAACAGCGCAAAGACGGUACAGGAGUCGCAUCCUUCAUAUAUACCAAGAUUUUGACCCGAGGGUUGUAUUUUGAGCCUCGGAGGGUCGGAGUGUGAGAAAGUGGACUCUGUUGCAGUGACCCUGUGAGUAGCACCUAGUUCAGCACCCAGGAGCCAAAAAGAAGGCAACCCAGUCGUAGCACAAAGCAUGGCUAUUUCGUGGAUAAUAUUUAGAUAAUCAUCAUAAUGUAAAUGCUGUUUAUGGUUGUCAUCUUUUAAAAGAAUUAUGCUUACAAAGUAGCAUGCCAAUGACAUCAACCUUUACAAUGUAAAAGUAGACCUUACUGGUGGUGAUGUUGAAAGGGGGCAGGGUAAAUGGAAUAGUGGAUAAAGUUGCUAGAAUAGUAAUAUAAUUACAUUCAAGAGAAAGAGCAGAGACCAGCAGGAAGUCAAUAAGAAAUGCCUAAGAUGGAGAGUUAAAUGAAAUGUCUCAAAAAGAAAAAAUGGUAGACUAUUUGGUGUGUUUGUAUAUGAGUUAACAGGUUUUUAAUGUUUUAGGGAGUCUGGGAUUAAAUGAGUGGUUUAUAGGGCUUUUCUAAAUUAAGGAAACAGCUGAGGCAAUUAUAAACCCCAGGAAAAAUUAAAAGUUUGACAAGAAUUACACUGCAUGCCUCAACUGUGAAUAAUAAUGGUUAUAUAAAGUUGGUCAUAAUUAUGUAAACAUUGAACACAGAUAAAACGAAUGGUUAUGUAAUUUGGAGGAGACUGGAAAGGAAAGAGAUGUGUAUAAUGGGGGAGAAUCAAGAUCUAAUUCAGUGAAGUCAAACUAUGUUACAUAGGAAAAACAACUCAGUUAAAAGUGGUUGUCUCUGAAGAAAGAAAAUCGGGGAUGGGUAGAGAAAAGCAAGGAGUGCUGCUGCUUUUCACUACCGGACUAGCAGUAUUAUUUGAUUUUUUGAACUUAGAUACUUACUUCUUUAAAUAGGAAUUGGUUUAAAUAAGUUUCAACUUUUUAGAAGUUCUCCAGGUAAUUGAAAUUUACACCAUUAGUAAGAGUCAGCAGGGUAAGUUUUUAAAUCAAGUAGAUCUGUUAAAAUAUGAACUCUGAUUUUAUAGCCUUAGGUGAUGCCAUUCAUCUGCCUAAACUCCUUUCCUCCGUUAUUAAUUGAAGUAAAAAUACCCACUUUGAACGGUGAGGAUUAAAAAUAAGCCUACCUUAGUGUUUCAUAUAUACACAAUAGAUGGUGUUCAUUAUAACAGUACCCUUCAUAUUUGAGUAAAACUUAAAACUCUUAUGGAAGGCCUGUUUUUCCAGAGAUUUGAAGGAGAUAUGUAGGGUACUGACACUCGAGGUAUGAAGAUAUUGCAGGAAGAUUUUUGGUGAGACAUUUGUGUGAAGAGUGGCAAUUACUUGUUGUGGUAAAUAUUUAAACUGUUAACAGUGUUCUAUAUUCUAAUUGUAUCCAACAAAGAAAUAUACCCCAGGGGCAAAAAACUAGUGCCCGCUCCAGCACCAUGUCUGGUUGCCGGUAAUUCUUUCCAUAAUCCUUUUCUCCAGCCAGACUAUUGAGCACUUUCUACUUAUACUAUUUUUCCAUUAAGAUUUUCUGAGAUGCCUCUGACCAGAAUAGACUUCAUUCCUUUUAAUCCAUCCAAGGGCUGUGUUAAUAUCAAUUUACACCUGCAUUCGUUAUCAGAUUUGGAGGGUUGGGUUUUUCUUUUAAUAUCCAGGAAGACACAUUUCCUGGACUAUCAUCUCUCCCCUUGGUAAUUACAUAUUGCUGUGAUAGAGUGCAGGAACUAAAAUAUUUUGUUCUAAAAUAUCAGAAAUAGAAUUUGAUCCAUAAUGCCAAGGAGCCUGCAAAGGGGCAGACAUCACUAGUUCCUAGAGGUACUGAUGCUCCACUAAUAACAUAAGAGAAUGUAGCUUCCUUCAUGCUGGGAUGAGGAGGUCCAAAAUGCUACAUUUGGGUGGCUGCCUGAAUCCAGUGUUUUCAACCUUUUUCCUCUUAGCAGUCUUUUGUUACACUGAAGAAACUUAGGCACUUUAUCACUUUAUUAAACUUAUUUAUCAUAUCCUUCAACUAGAUUGGAAGCUCUGUGAGUGAAGACACUGUAUCAUAAUCCAAUUUUACAACCUAUAGUAUUAGGAAAUGUAUAGUAGGACCCGAAUGAGAGCUCUGUGAUAUACCAUUUAUCCUUCACAAUUGUUCUAAAACCUAGAUGUAUGUUUUUCUUCUGACAUGAUACAACUCAAUGAACUUUAUCAACAUCGCUGGAAAACAAGAGUUUUGCCCUGACAAACCAGUUACUCUAAUUUGCGAGUAAUUGUAUUCCUCUUGACAUCCUUCCAGGUGACAUCCAUGAAGCCAAAGACUUUGUUUGUUCUUUGCUCUAUCCUCAGCCUGGAACGUCGCCUAAUGCAAAGUAGAUCAUAACUAUUAUUGAAUGAAUGCCGAAUUUGUUUUUUCUUCUACACAUAGCAGUCAAUAAAGAAAAUAAAGCUGUAUUUGGUCAUGAUACUAAGGUCAUCCAUUUUAUUAUCCAUAAAUUGAGCUUUUUUUAUUGGUACAGACAUAUCUCCAACUUGAAGCAAAGAGGUGGUGUAAUUCUGACCUAUGAAGAACUCCUAAUGCCGAAAUUUCUGAGCCUGGAAAGCAGUCUGAUCGCCAGUGAGCCCAGAGAAAGAGUAAAGAUUUGCUGGGGCCUGGUGAGGCUCUGCCCCCGACCCCUGCCUUGCCUCCCUGCCUUGCCAAGCCUGCAGGGUUGCCACAACAACCCUCCACUCCUGAAUUUCUGGAGAAAUUCAGAAGCCUUUUGGCCCCUGGCUUCCCUUCCCUCCCUGGGCCAGGUUGCCCUCAUAGAGGAGGUUUUUUUAUAUCUUCAGUGAGGCAGGGUAACCUUUUAUGAACCAAAAUGAGAAAAGCUAAAUCCUCACAACCAAAAGGCAUAAAUCAUUAAUGAAAUCCUUAACCAAGAAUGUCUGGGCUUUAAAAUCAUUGCCACAGAAUAGAGGUUGUGUCCAACAAACUAACAAGGUGUUUAAUUUAAAAGGAACUUUUUGGGCCUCCCCGGUGGCGCAGCAGUUGAGCGCUGGGUUGCAAAGCUGCACGCAGCCUCUGCAGUGCCGGUUCGAUCCCCGGCCACCAGAUGAGGGUCCCACAUGGCGUGCAGACCUCUCCUGCUGCCCGCUGUUCCCCUCAGCAGUGUACUUCAUCAGUCUGCCUGUUCUGCUCUCCACUCUGGCUCUGGUGAAUUCUCUCACCCUCCCGCGCUUCUGACUGUGCCCAGUGCUUGUAUAAAUAAAUCUUUUAAAAAAUAAAAGGAACUUUUCUGAAA
Messenger RNA from Talpa occidentalis (Iberian mole), 3974 nucleotides. RefSeq names its product small integral membrane protein 10 like 1 (gene SMIM10L1). The record is from RefSeq and is a predicted model, not a curated record. Bases 34 to 240 code for a protein of 68 amino acids. The transcript has a single exon. NCBI's taxonomy places the organism in Eukaryota, Metazoa, Chordata, Mammalia, Eulipotyphla, Talpidae.